This is a messenger RNA of Liolophura sinensis, 4548 nucleotides long. Its product is annotated as focadhesin-like. NCBI's taxonomy places the organism in Eukaryota, Metazoa, Mollusca, Polyplacophora, Chitonida, Chitonidae. The transcript is spliced from 24 exons. Bases 104 to 3355 code for a protein of 1083 amino acids. Gene Ontology annotation, biological process: regulation of post-transcriptional gene silencing. The record is from RefSeq and is a predicted model, not a curated record.
AGUAUGUUUGCUCUGGUCCUGGGCCCAGUCUCCUUGUCACCAGAUCUCUGGAGCAGCAUACAAGGCCCUGUCUCUGUUCUCUGUGGACAGCUUCUCCACCUCCAUGCUGCCGCCUCACAUAAUUGCAGACUUUGUGAAAGAGGCGACAACCCAGGCUGAAAAGAAGGACGAUUCUAAUGUCACUGUGGACAGCCUGUACCCUUCUGUACCACCUGUGUGUUACAUAAGACUGCUGACCUCUCUACAGUCUGCAGUGCUCAAUGAUUUUUCAGCUUUUCUCACCUCUGUGGUGAGUCGUGAAAUAAACAAUUUACCAAGAGGAAUUUAUAACUCUGCUCGUAUUCGAGGUGUUACGUCCAAUCAGAACAAGGCAUUAACUGCUAUCCCAGCAUUCUUGGCCAUUCAGUACGAAAAGUGUAAACAGCCAGGUCUACGCCCAGCAUUGGCAGCAAGCCAGCUGUUUUGUUUUGACGCGCCACUUGAAGUUGGUCGUGGUGGACGACCUAGACAAAGACAUUUUAUGGACAGACGGAAGAAGUUCCUGGCGCAGCUUUCAGCUCUCCUACAGGAGGUACCCAUCCAGCCUUCAGAAUGGCACAGAAGCAUGUCUCUGCCCAGGGGCUGGUCAACAUUCAUGGACAGGGUCUACACUGCUGUCGUACAGGGGAGAGAAGCUGAGAUUGAGCUACAGGCACGACAUGAACAACUUCAUCCAGAUGACGCGUUGGAAAAGAAAAAAUCGGCGUGGCUUUGGGCAAGGGACUUGUUAGUUGAUUCCAUUAGAGGAGCAUCAAGAGGCAAUCCAACCUGUCAAGCCAACUGUGUAUUUGCCUUAGCUGGGUUGACAGCCACAGUGAAUAACUAUUCUACUGGUCUGGAUCCAGAAGACUUAAAAAAUGUCAGCCACGAGCACAUGAGCCAUUCUCAUUGGUUGGCUGUUGUCAUGGAUACCCUGAUGUCCUUGAUGGAUGUAAAGUUUCAGCCAAGUGGUCAGCUACUGGGCAUGUGUCAGCAGAGAGGUGUCAUUGACCGACAGGAGGCCAGUGUGUUGGCAAGAUCCGCUGCUAGUGUGGCAAUCGCACAGGUCAUCCCAGCGGUAAUGACCUUUGACACAGACAGAAUAUACAAGAUGAUAGACAUGCUGAAGGCGGGGUUACCAGGCCGUGCCCCUGGCAGCCUGUCAGGAGUCUUACAGUCUUACAGUGGGCUGGGCUUGGGGAUGCUUCUGGCUCGACUGUUUGAGGAACACUUCACUGAUGUGGGAGGCACAAAGGGAAUGACAGAGGUGUGGAAAGCUCUGGAUGUUCUGGAACAGUGCUGUCUACAGUCUACAGCUGACCACAGACAAGGCAGCAUGCUUGGUCUGGGCGUGGCCUUGGGGUCUCUAUGUGCUGAUGGGAGGACAGAUUCCAGAGUCCAUGUUCUAUCACUACAUGAUAAACUGUCGGCCAUGUUGGAUUCUCUCUCAACCAAUGAGGACACAUUUCAGACCUGCUGUGUUUCUCUGGCCACUUUGAGUUCCUCAGCAUUUUCAGCCAAUAUCUUAUCAUCUGACAAUGUAACAAAGGUGUUGGAGAAGUUAACAUCUCUGAGUGGGAAACAUUCCAAGAAUGCUGGUUUGUGUCUCUCCGUUGGCAUGCUUGGCUAUAGCCUUGCUGUAAAUGGUCAUCCAGCAGCAGCGUCAGGCAAUGAACAGCGAGCCCUGGAAUGGCAGAAGCAGUUGUCUGCAGAGGAUGUGUCAUCGCUGCAGAAGGUGGCAGUGUUGACAGGAUUGACAGCGCUGUGUGGCUCAGAGAGGUUCUGGACACAGGUUUCAAGUUCUGGUGCUUCAGAGGUGAAGGACACAUAUUCUGCUGAUGUCAUCAGUAUGUGUAGACAGAUAGUUGAGAGUCAUGGAGAUCUGGGUAUACAGGGAGCUGGAGCCUGGCUGUUAGGACAUCUCCAUUUAUCAGCCUGUAAUGUCACAGAAACAAGGACGAGUGCCCCAUCCAGCUUCUCUUACCUGCCUGACACUAGUGUGAUCAGAGCUGUGGUAGACUUCCUGCUUGAGGCUGGCAAACAAGGACCAGACGUCAUUCCAUCAAAGUUAGUGGAAAUUUGCCUUUCCUCACUGCUGGAAAAUGUGAAGCAGGUGCUGCCCCCUGUCAACUGGACUGGGCUCCUCUCCCCAUUGAUGAGGUGGAACUUUGGUGGCAAUGUUGCCUGUCUAUGCCUAAGACUGGCUAUAUCACAGAGCAUUGCAUCCUCUGCAGCUGCCUUGUUCGUCACCACCUGGCUGGCACAGUCUCUUUUUAACUCUUUACAUGAAACCUGUAAACAGGCAGUGUUUAUCUCCUUACCCAAGCUCAUCAAGUCCAUCUCACCCUCCAUCCUGAAGAAGUUCUUGGUACGCCCAUGUGCUGAACAAUUCACAGCAAGCCCACCCAAAGGGGAGAACUGUCAAGUGAUUCUGCAGGGUCUUCUUGGGGCUCUCCAAGUACCAGAUCCUCCUGAAGCAGUUACCUCCCUUCUGUAUGAAGCUACAGAACUGUUCUACAGCAUCCUACCCAAAACUUUGCAGCUGGGCAUGUACAGUCUGAUGUGUGACUGUUUGGCUGAGUUACCAGAUGAACGCUUUGACCUAAUUGUUGUCGAGGACUUUACUGAUCCAGCCAAUCAUAUCAGAGGAACAUAUGUACGGUGCCACCUGGUGGCCAAAGGGAAACAACCUGUAGCUUUACUGAAUGGCUGCAUUGAUGCCACCAUGAAUAUUCCUCAGUGUGACAAGUGUACCGUAUUGAGCAUGUUGGCUCAGUGCUUUUACCAGACCUCUCUGACAACUGUCCAGAUGACAUCAGCCAUACCCAGGCUCCAGUGGCUCUUAGAGCUGAUGGGGCACACAAAGAAUAUAGCUGUGGAGGCUUUGCCCCUCAGAGUGGAGAACAGUGACCAGGCACUACCACAGGCUGUAGAGUUUGGUCUCCAGUGUGUGGCAGCAGCAAUAUGCUUGUGGACAUCCCCUGUGUUUGGAGGAGUGGUUGGUGUACAGUCAGGAUGGUUCUCCUCUCCAUCACCAGGGGUCCAAUCAGAUGUGGAGUGUGUGAACUAUGACCCCAGUUUACCUUACUUUCCGGCACUACUUCCAGCAUAUAUUGAGCGUUUCAACAGAGCACCUUGGGAUCAGAUUCUUGGAAAGGUGUUGGACUGGCUGUGGGUAUUCUCCCAGCUGCCAGAUCAGAAGCUCUCCCCUGAGAGUAAACAGCACUGUGUAGCUGCCAUGUUGGCAUUGCGACACACUCAGGAUUUUAGGAAAAAUGUGACGUGGACGAAAGUGUUGGUGCAAACAAAAGGAGACACCAAAACUGACUUAUUUUAAAUUUUAUUGUGUGUGAUGCAUUCGCAGAUAUGCUGUACAUAUCAGAAUAUUUCUUGGACUAACUAGUUCAUCCUGUGAAGGCAGUUGUAUGUAUUAUCAUCUUAACUGAAUGCUGGAGUUGUGUGGAUGUUAUCCUCUGUGUAUUACUCACUGGCAGUAUUUGUGUUCAGUCCUGAAAGCUAUUUCAGGAUUAUAACACUUGCAUAACCAAACAUGUAAUAAUAAUGAAAUAGUGUACAUCUAUGCUUAAAAGUGGGUAACAACUUCCUCUGAAAUUGUUUUCAUUUUUACAAAGAAAAAGUUGCAUGUCCAGAAUUGAAAUCCAUAAAGCUGGUGUUUUUAUUGUACAUGUACUUGUAGUGAAGCAGCACAUCAUGGAGUGUAUCACUGUACUGUACAUUCUCCCAGAUUGUAUACAGGAAGUUUCCCAAUACAAUUUAGUUGUCAACGAACUGACAAUCAUUGGCACUAAUUUGAGAAUUAUUAAGUGAGUGACCCGAAACUUGUACAGUGGUUCAUACGCAACAUGAGGUUGAUUUCGGGCAUUUGUUGAUUACAUUGAUCAAGUAGUCCGAACUGUAACUCAACACGCUUGCAAUUGGUCGACUGCCUUCAAAUUCAGGUUGUGUCUUCAUUUCAGUGAAGACAAUCCGGGGGUAUAUUUACGUGUACAGUUGUGUGGAUAAACCAUAUCCGCUAGUGUGGACAUCUUCCAGGUCAUAACUUUGUAACCGACUGUCUUCAAACCAGAGCAGUCAUGCGAAAACAGUGGAUCAGAGGAUGACGGGGAUUGCCUGGAUGUCUUCAGGGAAAUUGUUACAACUGAUGACAAAAUGUAAUAGCAGAGCACAUGUAUAUGCACAAGGAACAUAUCCUUUUUAUGGUACUUCCAUUAGGGACAUAGACUUCAGUGGUGUAUUUUGAUAAUUAAUCAUUUAAUAACAAGUGACCAUUGUGUUUAUAUGUUUGCGCACCUGCGUGUACUGUAAACCGACAGUGUAAUUACCGCUGAUCAUAUGUGUACGAUGCACGCUACCCAUAGCAAUAUGAGCUUCCAAAUGAGAUUGUAUCAUUACAGUACUACCUACAUGAUCUAGGUAAAAUCUGCUUAGUUAGUGGUUGGAUAAUCGUCAGUAGUUAUUGCACGGGUAAUAUUACCAGAAAAAAUGUACCACAACAGUAACAAAUAAACA